Pogoniulus pusillus (Red-fronted tinkerbird) is the source of this 922-nucleotide messenger RNA. It is a transcript of the gene CENPS, whose product is annotated as centromere protein S. Gene Ontology annotation, biological process: replication fork processing; resolution of meiotic recombination intermediates. The record is from RefSeq and is a predicted model, not a curated record. The coding region runs from base 68 to 490 and encodes 140 amino acids. Gene Ontology annotation, molecular function: protein heterodimerization activity; chromatin binding. Gene Ontology annotation, cellular component: FANCM-MHF complex. NCBI's taxonomy places the organism in Eukaryota, Metazoa, Chordata, Aves, Piciformes, Lybiidae. The transcript has 5 exons.
GCAGCUCCGCCCCCUGCGCUGGGCGGGAAAAGCCCCCUGAGGGCCGGGCGGCGGCGCGCGGCUCGCCAUGGGGGCGGCGGAGGCCGAGGAGCGGCUCCUGCUGACACAGCGGCUGAAGGCUGCGGUGCACUACACGGUUGGCUGCCUGUGUCAGGAUGUGGCAGAAGACAAAGCCAUGCAGUUCAGCAAGCAAACCAUCGCAGCCAUCUCAGAGAUCACCUUCAGGCAGUGUGAGACCUUUGCGAAAGACCUCGAAAUGUUUGCAAGGCAUGCAAAACGAAGCACAGUCACUACAGAGGAUGUGAAGCUUUUGGCUAGACGAAGCAACUCUUUGCUGAAGUAUAUCACCCAGAAGAGUGAGGAGCUUGCAGCAAGUAACAUGGAGCAAAAGGAAAAGAAGAAAAAUAAGUCCAGUGCAGCUAAAGGAAGGAGAAUUUCUGAGGAGCAAGAGGCAGCUGUGACUGAAAGAGAAGAUUCCAACAUGGCAUGAUUCACCUUUCAGAUGUUUCUGGCCAUUUUCUCUUACUGUCCCAAAAGAACCAAAGUUCCUCUGUUGGAGGUUCUUACAGGUUAGCAACAGUAAUGGUCUUUAGGUUUUCAGGUGAAUGUGGUUAGGUGGAUUUUUUAGUACAAAAAUUAAAGGUCUGUCAGAAUUGAGUAAAGCUUACAGCCACAAUGCCUUAAUUGCUCACAAAGGGUCUCUUGUGAAAAAGAAACUAGUUUAAAGCAGAACAUUCUCUAUAAGCAUAUCACCUCGGGAUGUGCAACUCCUUCCAUGCUGCCACUGUGUUUCUUCAAUUACCUGUUUGACUUUGUCCUUGUUUCUAUUUUUGAUUAGGUAUUUUGAAUAUGUUGGGUUUGUUUUACUAACCACAUCUGUCAUUUGUUCUCUUGACAAUUAAAACAUGUUUUGUGUCACUUC